AUUUCUAAAAACAGUUGAUAAAUUAUUUUUAUCAAUAUUCCGGUGAAACGCCAAUGGUUAAUCCUUCUUAUCAAAUUAUUUCGCCUAAAAUAUCUAAAAAUAUUUUAGUAAAUAUCGGUAAUACACCUUUAGUAAGAAUUAAUAAAAUAGGCAAAGAAUGCAAUCUAGAUUCAGAAAUAUUUGCAAAAUGUGAAUUUUUUAAUGCUGGUGGUAGUGUCAAAGAUAGAAUUGGCCGCAGAAUGAUAGAAGAUGCAGAAGAAAAUGGAACAUUGAUUCCAGGUGUCUCAAUUAUUAUUGAGCCAACAUCAGGAAAUACUGGUAUUGGAUUGGCAUUGGGGGCUGCUGUGAAAGGAUACCGUUGUAUAAUUGUCAUGCCUGAAAAAAUGAGCAAUGAAAAAGUUGCAGUUUUAAAAGCGUUAGGUGCAGAAAUUGUUAGAACACCAACUGCUGCAAGUUGGGAUUCACCAGAAAGUCAUAUUGGUGUUGCAAAAAGAUUAUGCAAAGAAAUUCCAAAUGCCAUAAUAUUAGACCAAUAUAAUAAUCCAUCAAACCCUUUGGCUCAUUAUGAGGGCACUGCUCAAGAAAUUAUUGAACAAUGUGAAGGUAAAUUAGAUAUGAUAGUAAUAGGGGCAGGAACGGGUGGAACUAUAGCUGGUGUAGCUAAAAAAAUAAAAGAAGUUUUACCAAAUUGCAAAGUGAUUGGGGUUGAUCCUAAAGGUUCUAUCCUAGCAUUGCCAGAAUCGCUCAAUAAAUGUGAUUCCUCAUAUUAUGAAGUUGAAGGGAUUGGUUACGAUUUUAUUCCUAAUGUAUUAGAUAGAUCGCUGGUGGAUAAAUGGUAUAAGUCCGAAGACAAGCCAUCAUUUAUCAUGGCGCGAAAAUUGAUAAGAGAGGAAGGACUCUUAUGUGGCGGAAGUUGCGGAUCAGCUAUGUACUGUGCAAUACAAGCAGCCAAAGAUUUUAGUUUCGAUAAACCGCACCACCGAAUAGUUGUUAUUUUACCUGACUCUUUAAGGAACUAUAUCACUAAAUUUCUGGAUGAUAAUUGGAUGAUUGAACGAGGUUUUAUGCAAGACCCAAAUCUUUCCCAGCAAAAAUCUAAAAUUUGGUGGCACAAUUUGCCAGUCUCAUCUCUUGUCAUAUCCAAUCCAACCUCCAUAGAUGCUAAUUCCACUUGCAAGGAGGCUAUAGAUCUGAUGAAAAUAAAAGGUUUUGAUCAGUUGCCUAUAUUUGGAUCCGGUUCUAAUUCCAAUGAAAUCAUAGGAAUAAUAACUAUUGGGUCUAUAAUGUCCGCCAUUUUGGCUAACAAAAUUACUCUCGAGAGCCCUGUUUCUAAAAUAGCUUACACACAAUUUAAAAAGAUUCACAUGGACACCAAUCUUUACGAACUGUCAAAAAUUUUGGAGAAAGAUCAUUUUGCUUGCAUAUAUGCUUCGACUAAUAAUGGGUACCAGUCCCUGGCAAAUCAUACCGUUGUUAAGUUGGAAAAACUUGAUUUAAACGUUAAAGGUAUGAAUGCCCACGAUGUUAAGCAAAAUAUAACUGGACUAGUUACCAGUAUAGAUUUGCUUAAUUUUGUCGCCAGAAAGGAAUCAACUUAUAAAGCUUAAAAAAAUGUAAAUGGAAAAAAAAACAAUACAUUUAUAAUUUAUUUUUUUAUAUGAAAAAAUUAUAAAUAUAAAUGCACACUUAUAAGUUCGUUACUUGUUGAUUUAUUCGGGUCCCAGAAAUCUUAUCAUUUACAUAAUUUUUCGUCCUGGUUUAUACUGUAUAUGAUAUUUCUGUUGUUAAUAGGGGUUAAAGGCAAUAUUACUUUUUAUUUUUCAUAUAUUAUUUAUAGUAACAAUUACUUGCUCAUAAUAUUUUUUUUGAAUUACCGUAUAAAUUUUUACAGACAUUUAAUAUCUUGCCAUGCCAAAUUUAUUUUAUCAAUAUAUCCAUAAUUAUAAAAAAUUAAUAUAAUAGUUUUCAGGCAUUAACUCGCAAAUUUAUUUUAUCAAUAUAUCCAUAAUUAUAAAAAAUUAAUAUAAUAGUUUUCAGGCAUUAACUCGCUAAAUAUCCUUUUCCCCAUAAAAUAAUAUCGAUUUAAACAGCAAUUAUUAAAACUGUAUUUUAAAUUCAAAAUUAAAUUUGUAUUUAAUAUUUUACAUAUUUACUUUUUUCAAAUUACUAUUUUUUUUUAUAUAUUCAUAAUUACUUUACCUUUAAAUAUUCUAAAAAAACAAACAACUAUUCUUUAUUAUUACUAUUAUUACGGGAAUUUGGAAUAAAAAUACAUUACAAAUCUAUUAACCAUGUUUUAAAUUCAAAAUAUUAUAUUGCAUAAUAUUUCGAUAUUAUGAUUUUUUUAUAUAUUCGUAAAUGUUUUAUUAAAUGUUUUGCUAUUAUUAUGGGACUUUGGAAUAAUACAUUGCAAAUGCAUUUACAUUCUGAUGAUUUUUCAUAUAAAUUUAUAAACGAUACAUAUAAAAUUAUCAUUAUUAUCAUAGUAUCUAUAUAUUAUGAUAGGAAUGGAUUAUUUAAUAGUAAGUCUCUUUUUCUAUGUAACAACCAGGAUUAUUUCUCAAUGUAUAUCGUCGGGCUUCAUCGUACACAAAAAUUAAUAAACUAAACGGUAAACCAGGCAGCCACCAUAUAAAUCUAAUCAUUUCAAUUUUAUUUUUUUAAUUUUAUUCUUAAAGGGUUUAUAAAUGUUAUGUUUAAAUCUGCCCAAAUUCCAUAAUAACAAUUAACAUAUCAUUGAUUUAAUUAAUUAUAUUUUUUU
Molecule: messenger RNA, 2761 nt
Organism: Gordionus sp. m RMFG-2023
Lineage: Eukaryota; Metazoa; Nematomorpha; Gordioida; Chordodea; Parachordodidae
Product: cystathionine beta-synthase-like
Exons: 13
Coding region: 54-1607 (517 amino acids)
Cellular component (GO): cytoplasm
Molecular function (GO): cystathionine beta-synthase activity
Source: RefSeq, a predicted model, not a curated record